AUGGCCACAGCUGCCUCGAAUCCCUACAGCAUUCUCAGUUCUAGCUCCCUAGUCCAUGCGGACUCCUCGGGUAUGCAGCAGGGGAGUCCUUUCCGAAACCCUCAGAAACUUCUCCAAAGUGAUUACUUGCAGGGAGUUCCUAGCAAUGGGCAUCCUCUCGGGCAUCAUUGGGUGACCAGUCUGGGCGAUGGAGGCCCGUGGUCCUCCACACUGGCCACCAACCCUCUGGACCAGCAGGACGUGAAGCCCGGGCGCGAAGAUCUACAGCUGGGUCCGAUCAUCCAUCACCGCUCACCGCACGUCGCUCACCACUCUCCGCACACUAACCACCCGAAUGCCUGGGGGGCUAACCCAGCUCCGAACCCGUCCAUCACGUCCAGCGGCCAACCCCUUAACGUGUACUCGCAGCCUGGCUUCACAGUGAGUGGCAUGCUGGAGCACGGAGGGCUCACCCCACCACCAGGCUCUGCCUCUGCACAGAGCCUACACCCCGUGCUCCGGGAUCCCCCAGACCACAGCGAUCUAGGCUCGCACCACUGCCAGGACCACUCAGACGAGGAGACACCAACCUCGGAUGAGUUGGAACAGUUCGCCAAACAGUUCAAACAAAGAAGAAUCAAGUUGGGCUUCACGCAAGCCGACGUGGGGCUGGCGCUGGGCACACUGUAUGGCAACGUGUUCUCACAGACCACUAUCUGCAGGUUUGAGGCCUUGCAGCUGAGCUUCAAGAACAUGUGCAAGCUGAAGCCGCUGUUGAACAAGUGGCUGGAAGAGGCCGAUUCGUCCACGGGGAGCCCGACCAGCAUUGACAAAAUCGCCGCUCAGGGCCGUAAGCGCAAGAAGCGAACCUCCAUCGAGGUGAGUGUCAAGGGCGUUCUGGAAACGCAUUUCCUCAAGUGUCCCAAGCCUGCGGCGCAGGAGAUUUCCUCGCUGGCAGACAGCCUUCAGUUGGAGAAAGAAGUGGUGCGUGUCUGGUUCUGUAAUCGAAGACAGAAAGAGAAAAGAAUGACUCCACCAGGGGAUCAGCAGCCACAUGAGGUUUAUUCGCACACGGUGAAAACAGACACGUCCUGCCGCGAUCUCUGA
Messenger RNA from Nyctereutes procyonoides (raccoon dog), 1086 nucleotides. RefSeq names its product POU class 3 homeobox 4 (gene POU3F4). Gene Ontology annotation, molecular function: DNA-binding transcription factor activity, RNA polymerase II-specific; RNA polymerase II cis-regulatory region sequence-specific DNA binding. Gene Ontology annotation, cellular component: nucleus. Gene Ontology annotation, biological process: brain development; regulation of transcription by RNA polymerase II. Bases 1 to 1086 code for a protein of 361 amino acids. The record is from RefSeq and is a predicted model, not a curated record. The transcript has a single exon. Lineage: Eukaryota; Metazoa; Chordata; Mammalia; Carnivora; Canidae.